Molecule: messenger RNA, 546 nt
Organism: Spodoptera exigua (beet armyworm)
Lineage: Eukaryota; Metazoa; Arthropoda; Insecta; Lepidoptera; Noctuidae
Source: the annotation of a GenBank genome assembly
AUGGGCCCUCACUUCGACCAAGAACACCGCGAAUUCCCUUUCAAGGGACAUUUUGGUCCUCAGGACGAGAAGAAGAAACAUUCUGGCUGUCCGUUCUCUAGAAGCCAAAACUCCAGUGAACGUGGACCUCCACCAUUCGUGUUCGGACCAGGGUUUGGACCUAAGGAAUGGCACCAUGGAUCAGGACAUCACGGGCCAAAGGACUGUCAUCGUGGACCACCAAAGGACUGCCACAAGGGAUGGUUCCAUCAUGGACCUAAGCAUGAAGACGGACCUUCGCCUCAUCAUUUCUUUGGACAUCAUGGUUUUAGGCAUGGCCGUGAUGAAAGACAUCAUCAUGACUGGAGAGGACCUAGCAGUGAGCAUCAUGGACCUCCAAGGCAUUGGUUCGGACUUAAAGGACCUUCAGAAUCGGAAGAACGUCCUAAAGGACCCUGGGGGAUUUGCGAAACUUACGAGUCCGACAAGGACCUGUACCAGGCAGAAAGAAGAGUCGCCGCGCCGUGGUGUCCGCCUAUCAACUUCCCUAAGAGGAGGUCUAACUAA